UGCCAUCUGAAUGGGGGUCUUUUCUAGCAUCCUGUAUCCUAAAGUCCCUACAACAAUAACUACCGCUAGCCCUCUGAUUACAAAUAGUUCCUCUGCCUAUCUUCUUUUCCCCACCACAUCCCCCUCUUAGAGGUAUAGGGUACAGCGGUUACAGGGUUAGAUCUUAAACAGAAACAGACUCUUCCUCUGGAGCCAUUGGAGGUUAUCAGGACCAGGGGUGAUAGAGAGAACCCCACGGUAUUAAUGUGUGUUAACUAAAUCCUCCCACCCUUUACUUUUGUUCCAUACCUAGGAAAUGUGAUGCUGUAAUCUAACGUUCCAGUCCAGUGUGCUUUUUUUCACCUCUUUUAUUUAUAUGAUCUUCCUACUUGAAGGCCAUUUAAAUAUCUUAAGAGAAGUUUAGUUCCCUGGCCCCAAGGGGAUUAGUGAUUAACUCAUAGUAUCUGUUGAAGUGAUGGUCAUAUUUUGUUUGUGGUGCUAUGAACAAGGAUGUUAAAAUGUCUUUCUAUAAAUUAUCAACAUCGUUAUUGAAAUACAACCAUCUUUAGGGUGAAGGGUGGCCACCAGCUGGCUCAUAAACACACUCCACAAAGAGCAUUCCACGUGGAGACCUGGAAGUCUGAAGGAAACUUAAAAAAAGAAAUGAUCCCCCAUGGAUUUGAGAUUAUGUUAGUCGACUCCCGCUGAUGGCAUGUUGAAGUUCAUUGAACAGCAGCUGAGAGGGCGUCUGAUCAGAAGGGGACUGCUCUAAAAGCUGGGCUUGCAACAACAUGGGCCAGUGUGUCACUAAGUGCAAGAAUCCUUCUUCCACCCUUGGCAGCAAAAAUGGAGAUAGAGAAUCUAGCAGCAAGUCUCAUGGCAAAAGAAGUGCAGUUCACAAAGAAGAACAUACCUCGGUAUGUGCGAAAUCCUCUGGUGACAUACUUGUCAAUGGGACAAAGAAAACAGAUACUGCUUUAGAUUCUAGUCAGCCUCCAGCUUUCUCUGGGGAUGCAAAGAAAGAGCCUGUUUCCGGCACAGAGGAAUCUUCAGUUCAAAGGAUUGGGGAAUUAUUUAGGAGAUACAAGGAUGAACGAGAAGAUGCCAUACUAGAAGAAGGCAUGGAACGUUUUUGUAAUGACCUCUGUGUUGACCCCACUGAAUUUAAAGUGCUAGUCUUGGCUUGGAAAUUCCAGGCAGCUACCAUGUGCAAAUUUACAAGGAAGGAGUUCUUUGAGGGCUGCAAAGCAAUAAAUGCAGACAGCAUUGAUGGCAUUUGUUCUAGGUUCCCCAGCCUCUUAAAUGAAGCCAAACAAGAAGAUAAAUUCAAGGAUCUCUAUCGUUUCACCUUUCAGUUUGGCCUGGACUCUGAGGAAGGACAGAGGUCUCUUCAUCGGGAAAUAGCCAUUGCCCUUUGGAAGUUAGUCUUCACCCAAAAUAAUCCCCCUAUAUUGGACCAGUGGUUAAACUUCCUAAUUGAGAACCCCUCAGGAAUCAAGGGAAUCUCCCGGGACACAUGGAACAUGUUUCUAAAUUUUACUCAGGUGAUUGGACCAGACCUCAGCAACUACAGUGAAGAUGAGGCCUGGCCUAGUCUCUUUGAUACCUUUGUGGAAUGGGAAAUGGAACGAAGGAAAAAAGAAGAGGAAACCAAAUAUAUUACAUGUUCAGACACAGAGGGUCCGGGUAUAGAAGAACAGACUUAACAGCAUUUAAGCAGCAGUGAUGGAAAUAACCUGUUGCCCUUCAUUAAAUGUAAACUCUGGACCUUUCUGGAAAUUACUGAGGCUCCAGAUUUUUCUACUUUACACCUUUCUCUGCCUUGUAUUUGAAAGGGCUUUAAAAUGCUGUAUCAUGGUUUAGGCACUUUCUUAAUUUUGGUUACCUUUAACUCUUGCCCUGAAAUAUUUGACCCUGACUACAAGUUAAAAACAGUUGUUUGUUGUUUUUUUUAAAAAAAGAUUUCAGAUUAGUAUUAAGUCUGACAUUUCUUGCACAAUGUAGAUCUUUUUGUUAGGUUUAAAUUAACAUUGCUAAAUUAUACAGUGCCAGAUUCGAGUUUUGUAUCCCAUAUCUAUCAGGGCAGGUCUGUACUGUGUGUAGUGCUGUUUACAUUGUUGAAAUUUUAGGUUAUAUUAAUUUUAAGGUUUUAUACCAAUAUGAAUAGCAGUGUUAACUGCUAACUACAAAUGCAUUAAUUCCCAGAUAAUAAGGCUCUAAAAACAAUAUAAGUGACUGCUUUUUGUAAUAUGUCUCAAUCCCCUUUUUAGCUAACUGUCAAAAAACAUGAGUUCAGGUCAUUCUUUUUUUGGAGUAUUGAACUAAAUGUUGGAUUUUAUUUAUGAAAACAUACUGUACCUGUCAGUCAACUGAAUUGUAGUUAACACUUUGUAUCUAAAUUACUUAAGCAUCACAUGCAAAAGAGCAGUGCUACCUCAGUUUUACUGGAAGUAGACUUCCUUGAUGAAUUUUCCUUUCUGCUGAAGAAGUCAUUCAUAUUUUUAUGACUAUGUGAAAAUACUUUGGAGCCAAAGGUUCUGCUUCUUAUGGCUGGUAAACAUUAACAGGAGCAAAAAAGCUGCUUUCGAGGGAAACUGGGGUAUGUAAAUCUGCUUUAAUUUACACUUGAUUUGUAUUAUCAACUUACUUGUCUGGCAAGUGCAGUACACUUGUGUAGGGAUCUCUUGCAUUAAUGUUGACCAGACAAUUUUUUAACUUAAUUGCUAAAGCAUAGUUACAUCCCUCCAAAUUUUCUGGGGCAGCAACAACAUUGGCACCCAAUGGAAAAGUGAGUGCUUCAAUGUGUUCUUAAUGACAACACUGUAGACCGUUCAUUUUUAGGCUGAUUUAAUAAUGUUUAAAUAGGACUCAAUUUAUUGUUUUAAAAUUAUCUGUUCUGGGAUUAUUUGCCUGUUGUGACCUAAAAAGGGAGUUUUAUUAACACUGGUUGAAUUUUUUUGGUUAUUGAUGCUACCUUUCUAAAUUUUAGUAUAUCAGCUUUUUUAUACUUCUUGGUAAAAGGGAUAACGGCUGAGGCUUUCUAUUAAGCUAAGCAUUGGCUCCGUAUAUUUGAUACAUUUCUAUUAUACAACUUUAUUUUCAAAGUUGUAAUUCAGGAUCAUAAAAUGGCUUAAAGUUUAAAAAUGAAACUGGUGAGCAAUUAGUUCCUGUUGUCCGAUGGUUCUUGUGCUGUCGAUUGCUACCUUGCAUCCCAGUGCCCAGGCAGGUGCACCCACGGACUCUCACAAUGGUCACUGCAUGCUAGCAAAUCCAGUGGCAAGAGCUCAGUUUUGAGAUCGUGCAUCAUUAACAAUGCUUGUGUAAUUAAACUAAAGUAUGUAUCGGUUUAAGAAGAUGUGCUCAAAUUACAUCUUCUUACCAUGAUGAGAGGUCAGUGUUCUGUGUGCAUUAGGGAUGUGUAAAAAUUACAGAAAACGAAUGUUGCUCCCAUUUCAAGCCUAACAGAGGUUGUCAAGUUGCAGGAGAAACACGAAAUUUAGGACUUGGUUCCUGGUUAUUAAAUAUAUGCUGAAGCUUUGUGUA
Gopherus flavomarginatus (Mexican gopher tortoise) is the source of this 3522-nucleotide messenger RNA. RefSeq names its product defective in cullin neddylation 1 domain containing 3 (gene DCUN1D3). The record is from RefSeq and is a predicted model, not a curated record. NCBI's taxonomy places the organism in Eukaryota, Metazoa, Chordata, Testudines, Testudinidae. Gene Ontology annotation, cellular component: ubiquitin ligase complex. Gene Ontology annotation, biological process: protein neddylation; positive regulation of ubiquitin-protein transferase activity. The transcript is spliced from 4 exons. The coding region runs from base 771 to 1685 and encodes 304 amino acids. Gene Ontology annotation, molecular function: ubiquitin-like protein binding; cullin family protein binding; ubiquitin conjugating enzyme binding.